CAUCUUCCUCUCCAGUCUCCUCAACUUGUAUUUAUGGAAUACAGUUCUUUCUAUUUCUUUUAAGACCUUUUCUUUGAAGAACAAGCUUCAUUUCCUCUAAUGGCGGAUUGUAAACCCAAUUACGCUUCUGCAAUUUCAACCCUCCUAUUUGCUUUCUUUCACCUCCAAUUCCUCUCUCUCCCUAUCGCCGGCGACUUGACCGUCCCCUACGAACCCACCGAGAUUAUAAGUCUUGAUUGUGGCUCAUCGGGGAACACACAUCAACUUGGGGACACGGCCCACACCUGGGAGGGAGACACCGCCUCGAAAUUCUUCCCUUCUAAUCUCCUUCAUAAUGGCCAGUCCAUCCAGGCGGAGGCGCAGUUCAGUCCAGCCGGAGUUCCGUUCACGACAGCACGUUUAUCACACGCCGCCUUCACCUACUUGUUUCCGUUAACUCCCGGUCAGAAAUUCAUUCGACUUUACUUCUACUCUGCUAAAUUCCAGAGCUUCGACCGCUCCAAAGCGGUGUUCUCUGUUUCAGCCGGCCCCUUCACUCUCCUCCGUGAUUUCAACGCUGCUGUCAACGCCGACGCUUCCGGUGAGGACACGUUGUUUCGAGAAUUUUGUGUGUAUGUGGAGGGAAAUGAUCAGAAAUUGAAUCUUACAUUCAGCCCCUCAAAUCAAGACUCGUAUGCUUUUGUCAGUGGGAUUCAGAUUGUUUCCAUGCCGGUGAAUCUUUAUCAUACGCCGCCGGAGAUGAACAACGACGGUGGUCGAGGGUUGAAUCUCGUUGGCCAAAAUAAUCAAUUCUUCCCAAUUGAAAACUACACAUCUCUUGAAACGAUGUACCGAAUCGAUAUUUGUGGAAAUAACAUCUCCCCUGUUAACGAUACCGGAAUGCUUCGAACUUGGUCGGCGGACAGUGAAAGUAAAUUGUCGGAUGAGUACUUAGAUGAAGCUUGUCCUACUAAUCUUGAUAUCCUACUCAAUCACAGCAAAAUCCCGGCAUACUCUGCUCCAGACAGGGUGUAUCAAACUGCCCGAACCAUGGGACCGAACGUUACAAGGAACAAGAGCUACAACCUUACAUGGGUGUACCCUGUAGAUCCUGGGUUCUUUUACAUGAUUCGGCUUCAUUUCUGCGAGUUUCAAAAAGAAAUCAACGACACAAAUGACAGAGUGUUCUUGAUUUAUAUUGCAAACACGAUUGUUGAAAAGGGCGCCGACGUGUUUCGUUGGGCCGGCGGGAAAGACAUUCCAUAUUACAGAGAUUACGCUGUGAAUAUGCCUCAUAACAAUGGCGAAAAGAAAGUGAGUCUGUCUGUAAAGCUUCAAGCAAACCCAGAUGACUGGAGAACGAGAUUCACAAACGUGAUCUUGAAUGGUAUCGAAAUCUUCAAAUUAAAUGAUUCCAGCGGCAACCUCGCCGACCAAAACCCAGAUCCACCGCGCACUCCGCCUCUUCUACCGCCCACCCCACAAUCAAGGAAAUCAGAUAGAAAAAUGGUGGGUGUUCUAAUCCCUGCAGUUGUUGGAGGUUUGGUUGCUGUAAUAGCUCUCGGAUUGUUUGUUUUCUGUCGGCGGAGAACAUUUUCCGACCAGACAUCAAGCGACGGUACUUCCUGGUGGGCUCCGUAUUCCAUGUCAACAAACAAAUCAAGUAAGACCCGCAACUCAAAUCUCCCAUCUAAUUUAUGUCGUUACUUUUCAUUGUCGGAGAUUAAAUCCGCCACCAAAAACUUCGAUGACCUUUUCAUCAUCGGCGUCGGCGGAUUCGGAAACGUCUACAAAGGAUACAUCGACGACGGAGCCACCCAAGUAGCAAUCAAACGAUUGAAGCCUGGUUCAAAACAGGGCGCACACGAAUUCAAAACAGAGAUCGAGAUGCUCUCACAACUCCGUCAUCUCCAUCUCGUUUCACUAAUUGGGUAUUGCAAUGAUGGCAAUGAAAUGAUUUUAGUGUACGAUUAUAUGUCUCAUGGUACCCUUCGUAGCCACCUCUACGGCGACGACGAACAACCUCUGACAUGGAAUCAGCGCCUCCAGAUCUGCGUCGGAGCUGCCAGAGGAUUACACUACCUUCAUACGGGCGCGAAACACACAAUCAUCCACCGCGAUGUGAAAACCACAAAUAUCUUACUGGACGACAAAUGGGUCGCUAAGGUUUCUGAUUUUGGAUUGUCGAAAGUGGGGCCGACCAACAUGUCGAAAGCGCACAUUAGCACAGUAGUGAAAGGUAGCUUCGGUUAUCUCGACCCAGAGUACUACCGACGGCAACAAUUAACCGAAAAAUCGGAUGUUUAUUCAUUCGGCGUAGUUCUAUGUGAAAUUCUCUGUGCGCGUCCACCAUUGUUGCGCAAUGCCGACAAGAAACAAGUGUAUCUCGCAGAGUGGGUCCGGCGGAGUUACAGCGACAACACGGUGGGUCAGAUCAUUGACCGGAACAUCAAGGACGAGAUCUCGCCGGAAUGCUUGAGGAAAUUUAUAGAGAUCGCAGUGAGUUGCAUCCAGGACGAUGGAAUUAAGCGGCCGGCGAUGACCGACGUGGUGUGGGGAUUGGAGUUUGCGUUGCAGUUGCAGGAGGCGUCGAAGAAGAAGGUAGUAAAAGAUGAGGUAGGCGGCGGCGGCGGCGGCGGAGACAAGGGUGUGGAUGAGGAAGAAGGGUGGUUGAUGGGGGAGAUGUUGUUCAGUAGUGUCUGGGAUGGAAGACGCGGGUCGGAUUCGGGGAUAAGCAGUGAAGUGGCGACGACAAGCAACAGUGAAGAUUCGAGCUCUGCGUCUGAUAAAAGAAUGUCUGGAACCGUUUUCUCUGAGAUUAAGAACCCAGCUGGACGAUGAAGGACACGUGUUGUUAUCAUUAUUAUUAGUAGUAGUAAAUAAAUAAUUCUCCUGAAAUAUUUAGGGUUAAAUAAUAUAGAAUAUUUCUCACUAGUCAAAACCAACCAUAUUUGUUAGUAGUGAGUUUGGAUUCUUAUAGCAAGUUUAUCUAUUUAUAUGAUUAAAUCUCAGCGUUUGCAAUUAUUUGAGAUGGAAAAUAAA
Messenger RNA from Cucurbita maxima (winter squash), 3021 nucleotides. RefSeq names its product receptor-like protein kinase FERONIA. The transcript has a single exon. Gene Ontology annotation, biological process: protein phosphorylation. The record is from RefSeq and is a predicted model, not a curated record. Bases 100 to 2820 code for a protein of 906 amino acids. NCBI's taxonomy places the organism in Eukaryota, Viridiplantae, Streptophyta, Magnoliopsida, Cucurbitales, Cucurbitaceae. Gene Ontology annotation, molecular function: protein kinase activity; ATP binding.